UCCGCAACUCGUUACAAUCAUAUAACCUACACCAACUACAUGGAACAAGCAACUGCAUCUGACGAUAUCGUCCCCGUAGACAUUCCUUCUGAGCUUGGUGUUGAUGAGAUAGGACCCAACAGAUACAUCGGCAAAAAGCCGCUCCGUAAACCAGAUGCUAGGAAUCGUGGUGUUUAUGGUGGAUCACUUUGUGCCCAAGCUAUACUCGUAGCUAUGAAAUCGUCACCACCGGGAUUUCGCCCACAUUCGCUCCAUUCAUACUUUGUGAAAUCAGUUGACGAAGAUACUCCGGUUGUUUGGGAAGUACAGGAGAUCAGCAAUGGUCGCAAUUUCGUUAAUCGGAUGAUUAGUGCUAUUCAAUAUGACAAAUUGGUUUAUACCGCAAAUAUCUCACUUACAUUAAAGAAUUCGAAGCUGGGUUCCAAAGAAGAGGAAUUUUCUUUCCAAACUCCCCGUGAUGAAAACUUUGAAAAAUUUAAGUCAGACAACUUACACAUUUACGAAGCAAACCCAAAUCUAUACAUUUACUUAAAGACAUUCCCAACCAAGAAAAACCUAGCAUACGAUCCCGAACGAAAACUCUCAUACGUGCUCAGAUUGGGAAUUGAAAAUGAGCAAGGGUUGCAUCAACCAAUAGCUCCAUUAAGUCGUGAAUCGCAGUACAUGGGCCUUGCGGCACUUACCGAUUGGAUCUGGCUUAUAAAUGUCAUGAAGCAUAUUGGGAUCGAUAGUAACGAAGUACCAAGACAUACUGUUUCACUAGAUCAUUGCAUAUAUUUCCAUGAUGACGAUUUCGAUGUUACUAACUGGAUAGGGUAUACUUUAGGGUUGACGAGAAUCAGUCAUGAUCGGGCAUUGGUUCGAGGUGAAGUUUAUAGUGACAAAGGUUUACACAUUGCAAGUAUUACGCAAGAAAGAUUGUUUUUGGUUGGUGGGAGAAAAGCAAGACCUAAGUUGUAGAUGUUAUUUAUUAAAUAGUUUAUACGAAAUAGAAAGUUAUGAUAGUU
Molecule: messenger RNA, 1007 nt
Organism: Spathaspora passalidarum NRRL Y-27907
Lineage: Eukaryota; Fungi; Ascomycota; Pichiomycetes; Serinales; Debaryomycetaceae
Exons: 1
Biological process (GO): fatty acid catabolic process; acyl-CoA metabolic process
Cellular component (GO): peroxisomal matrix
Molecular function (GO): fatty acyl-CoA hydrolase activity
Source: RefSeq, a predicted model, not a curated record